Messenger RNA from Ostrinia nubilalis (European corn borer), 2184 nucleotides. RefSeq lists its product as uncharacterized. Gene Ontology annotation, molecular function: RNA binding; metal ion binding. The coding region runs from base 208 to 927 and encodes 239 amino acids. NCBI's taxonomy places the organism in Eukaryota, Metazoa, Arthropoda, Insecta, Lepidoptera, Crambidae. The record is from RefSeq and is a predicted model, not a curated record. The transcript has 2 exons. Gene Ontology annotation, biological process: regulation of RNA splicing.
CUGUGACGUUUUGUUGUAGUAGUGAGGUGAAGUGUAUGGCGUAAGGGCGGACACAGUAUUUUUCAUUGUUUACGUGUAUUUCUUUUGAAUAAUUAAAGUGUUCUGUGGUAAUUAAUUCGCUACAAAUAUUCCACUCUAAAUAUAAACAAAAAGUGUAUUUCUUUACUUCAUUGUGUUCGAACGAAAUUAUUUUUAACAGCGUAGACAAUGCAGGCCACCGAAUCAAGCAAUUGCAAAGAAAAACACCACAUCGACGACACCAUCAACUUCCGACCUUCGCCAAAUUUUAAACACAUGAAAAAAUAUCUUAAGUCCAAAUUUGAGGAAGAUCAAAUUCAAAUAUCCGAAGCGAACGAAAAAAAAAGAAAAAAUAAAGUCACUUCCGUGGUGCAACCGCCGCUGCCUCCGGACUCGCCUCCCGCGUGCCCGCUCACUCUGAAGCAGGAGGUGGAGGACGAGGAGUACGAGCGCGCCGGCUCGCCCGCGCCCGAGCCCGAGCCGGCGCGCCGCAAGCCCGCCGCCGCCAUGUGCAAGGACUGGGUGCGCGGCACGUGCGCGCGCGGCGCCGCCUGCAUCUACGCGCACGAGCUCGACAAGAGCCAGCUCAAGGGCGUGUACCGCUUCUGCCGCGACUACGAGAACGACCGCUGCGAGCGCCAGGUGUGCUACUUCGUGCACGCCACCACCUUCGAGAAGGAGCACUUCUUCCGCACCGCCUACCUGCCGCCGCACGCGCUGCACCACCUCAAGUCCGCCGCGCCGCAGCCGCCGCCCGUCGAAGGUAACGCCCGCGGAGUCGGCGCCGCGUCCGCGCCCCGCGCGGCUCUAUUUACGGACAAUUAUCGAUGUAGUUAUUAUCUGCGAACUAGUGAUUGGUCUGUGUAUCGUAAGUUUUUCCAUUAUUGUGGGCCUUUUUCUUUUAAGUAAAACAAGGCAGGUAUUUGACCGCAAUCACACCUGAUGUUAAGUGAGAUGCAGUCUACGAUGGUGUACAUACCUGCCCUGUGUAUAUUUAUUUGUAGUUCCUAGCAUUAGGGAUAUGAUGAGACAAUGUUAAACUUCAUUUAAAUUAUUGUAAAUGUGUUCUAGAUACGUUAUUAUACAGGGUGAUUUUGCAAUCAGUAUCCAAAUUUUUAGGAGCUACUCAGGAUCAGUAACUUAAUCAAUUUACGUAAAGAAAACAAUAUAUUUUUUUCAUAUUUAAUUAUUUUUAUCCGCUGCGCGCGGUUUCAAAAUUGGCUCAAAUGGAUAUUAUUCGCUUCGUUCAUAGAAUAAUACGUUAACUGCAAACCUUAAGUGGUACGCGAAAAUAAGCCUAAACAUUUAAAAAUUAAGAUUUUUCGCAAAAAAUACCGCGAUUAAAAAAAAUUAAGAUAAAGUUGUAUUGUAAAAUUGUUCUAUAGAGCUUCAUAUUAUUAUUUUAAAAAAAUUGGACACUGAUAACAAAAUCAUCCUGUAUUAAUAACCAUGUGUUGGACAAGCAAGGUGAAUUUUCAGGUGUUUACGGUUGGCCGACUCCGAAGCAAUCAUGGAACCGAUUCAUAUGAAAAAUGUGUCACUACAUUUUAACAAUAAUGUGUCAGGAAUAGUAUCAAUAAAUACUGUUAUUUUUUAGUAUCAAAUUCUCAGUAGGGCAAAUUAUUGAGCAUGACACAAAUCACAAUAUUAACUAAAUAAGCUGUUUGAUCUCUUGGCGCCAUAUUUGUUUAGAAUAUAAAUUAAUCUAAAUAAAAUCUAAACUUUAGAUGAUUGCUGAGUCGCGAAAAUUUAGUCGAAUCAGAAUCAUCCUUAUCUUUGGAUUCAGUUAUUUCCAAAGUUCUAGAGUACCUACUAGCAUUGUUUGAGUGAUUUUUGCGAGCCAAACUUUUGAGAUGGAAAAGCUAAUAGGUAAAGUUUACUUUUCCUUUGAUGGUUUUGUUAAUUAACUGUUCGUCGUCAGUCGCUGAUUGUCGGAUCCGGCCUAUGCCUGUAACACCAACCUAUACCAACACUAAAGCCUGGUCCGUGAGCACGUAGAAUCUUGUCCAAUGACCUCAAGCUACCCAUCCUUAUCGCUUGCGCGUAAUUAUGUUGCUGUCGCGCUCGCACACUCACUGCGGGCGCCCGUCGCACAGUCGCGACAGCAAUAUAAUUACGCGCGAGCGAUAAGGAUGGGUAGCUUGGGGUCAUUGGACUAAAUUCUAC